Cyprinodon variegatus (sheepshead minnow) is the source of this 1749-nucleotide messenger RNA. RefSeq names its product bcl10-interacting CARD protein-like. Bases 58 to 546 code for a protein of 162 amino acids. The transcript is spliced from 5 exons. Lineage: Eukaryota; Metazoa; Chordata; Actinopteri; Cyprinodontiformes; Cyprinodontidae. Gene Ontology annotation, cellular component: mitochondrion. The record is from RefSeq and is a predicted model, not a curated record.
GAAGACUAUGAUGAGCAGCUCUGCAGCGAUGCUCAGUUUCUGUGCUCUCAUCAGAGGAUGGACACUGAACUGGUCGACAGAUUGGUGCUGCAGCUCAACAGGAUCUACCCCCAGAUACUCAGUGACAACGAAGCCUGCAAGUUCAGAAGCCUGAGUGUCCCUACUGAGGUGAGGCUACGUGAGCUGCUGAUGUUCCUCCACGGGAAAGGUGACGAAGCAUGUUUCGAGUUCUACAGAGCACUGCACAUUCAUGCUGAGGACAUUUACUUCAGCUUGCCCACUAGAACCAGAAAGAGAGAGAUGCCGGACUCAAGAGGUUCGAUUAAUAAGGCUGUCAUCCCAGAGCGAUAUGUGCUUAAUAACAGAGGACCGAUGUUCUUCCUGAGCUGUUUUAGCUUGGCGGUUGGCAUUGCAUUUCUCUAUUAUUAUGGAGAAUCUCAGAGACACAAGUGCACAGAAGCAAUGCUUUACUGCUCUAUGAUAAGAUUUAGUAAAGAUGCCAAGGACGUUUUUGUUUCCUACGUGGAGGUCGGAAAGUUGAAAUAAGGAGGAUGGGAAGCUUCAGAGGACAAACCUUUGCUCACUUUCCCUCGCUGUGCCAAACCAGUGUUCAUCCAUGGGGAACUGUAUCAUUUCUGCUUGGGUUCUUUGUGAAAAAGAAAUGCGAUCAAAACAAUAUUUUAAAACUUCAAACUACACCACAUUUGACUGAAAAGCAAACCUAUGAAUUAAAAGCAGAUGUAGCAUUUAUGGGUUAGAUGGCUAUGCUGUUUGUGUGAUGUAAAAUGCUGAUAACAAUGACUGUUGUUCACAUCAGGCUACAUAAUGUUUUUUUUUUUUUAUCUUUCUCAUUUGUCAUAAAUAUCUCUGUUCUGCUAGUUGCCCAUGUGCAGCCGAGCUUUGCUGUUAUGGUGCUACUAUCUGUUUAUUGUAGGAACAGUUUUCAGAGAGACAUUUUGCAUGUAUUAGAGAUGUAGCAAUCAUAUAGCCAGAGAAGUCAUUUGGCCAAUGUUUUACUUAAGGGAGAAGGAGUUGAUGAUCAGUGGGUUAAACACCUAAAGUAGGAGAAGUCAGUUUUUUUUUUAUCCCCUGAUAAUUUUUCUGUUGUAUUUAAAGACAAUCUUUUUUUCUUUCAUUGACCCAGAAUCACAAUCAGAUAAAAAUGUUAUCUGGUAAAUAUCUUAGGUGUACACACAUAGCUGUUAAAUGUCAAACCGAUUAGUGUGAAGUUGUACUGCUAUAAAAAACUGCUUCCAGUUAUAUAGUGCCAAACUCCAGUUCUCAUAAGAGGGGGCUCUUAUGUUAUCUCCUCAAAAUGCCAAAGAUCAUCUGAACGGUGCAGUGCACCCACUAGACUGGAGUUUAAACACCUUAACUUAGAAUUAGACUACAGGAGCUUUCUUUCAGUAGCCAAUAUUUCCAUCUAACAUGCCCUAUAACACAUGUUCUUAAAUGCACAGUACCUAAAAUUUAUUUACAGCAUCAUACAUUUGUGGUAUUGAACAAAUAUAUAGACACUUAACCUCCGAUUGCACCUUGCGCCCCACGAUGGAAGCCCACUGCUCCCUAAGGGUAUGGUUUGAAUGCAAAGGUAAAUUUCUCCAAUAUGAGAUAAAUAAAGUUCAAUUAUUAUUAUUUUUAUGAACUUUACUACUGUGGACGCUUGAAGCUGACUGCUGUGGUUAAGGAAGUUGGUUAUAUUUCUCUUUACACCAGAGGGCGCUGUUUUUCAUUCAAAACAAAACGGCC